Messenger RNA from Argiope bruennichi, 6878 nucleotides. Its product is annotated as transportin-3-like. Gene Ontology annotation, biological process: protein import into nucleus. The transcript is spliced from 25 exons. Gene Ontology annotation, cellular component: nuclear membrane; cytoplasm. NCBI's taxonomy places the organism in Eukaryota, Metazoa, Arthropoda, Arachnida, Araneae, Araneidae. Bases 167 to 2977 code for a protein of 936 amino acids. The record is from RefSeq and is a predicted model, not a curated record.
UUAUUUGACUGAAAUUCAUACAACUCGUGUGAAAAAUGCUUGAUUUUUACAAAUAUGUCAUCAAAUAACUUUUAUGCUGUUAGAGAAUUUCUGUAUAACGUUAAAAGUUCUCAAAAAGACCAUUAAUUAUUCGUUUUCAUCCGUGCAUACAUAUCACUGAAUCAAAAUGGAUUCUGCUCCAACUUUGCAAAUAGUCUGUCAAGCAAUAUAUUCACUUUACCAUAAUCCAGAUCCUGUAGAAAAAGAAAAGGCAUCCAAUUACUUAGGCGAAUUACAAGGAUCGGUAUUUGCUUGGAAAAUUGCUGAUGAAUUACUUCAACAUAGAGGGGAUCUUGAAUCAUGUUAUUUUGCUGCCCAAACAAUGAGGACAAAGAUCCAAUUUUCAUUCCAUGAACUCCCUGCUGAAUCUCAUUCAUCACUACGAGAUUCUCUUUUAAAUCAUAUUAGUCAUGUUACAAACGAAACAUCUCCAGUCAUUCUUACUCAAUUAUGCUUAGCAUUAUCAGAUUUAGCACUUCAAAUGGCUACUUGGAAAAGUCCUGUAAAUGAUUUGAUUGCUAGGUUUGGAAACAGCAUUCAACAUGUUUCAACUUUGUUGGAAAUUCUUACUGUGUUACCUGAAGAAAUAAAUAGUAGGCAUUUAAGGUUAGGUGCAAAUAGAAGAAAUCAAGUCAAUGAAAAUUUCUGCCAAGUUGCUCCUCAAGUAUUUUUAUUAUUGAACUCAUACGUACAAUCUGUUGGUCUGAAUGAACCUGGUGUUUUAAAGAAAGUUUUUCGCUGUUUGGGUAGCUGGUUUACAAUAAAAGGUUUACUGACUGAUGACCAGAAUUUACAUGUUUUGUUAAAUUAUAUCUUUCAAGUUUUGGUGAACCAUGAUUCACAAUCUAAUGUGCACAAUGCUGCAAGUGAUGCCUUGUGCAGUGCUUUAGUGGUUGUGGAGGAUGCCAGUUCACAUCAGGCUCUUGCUACAUUACUAUUCCAAGGUGUUUACACAUUUGUUGAAGCUUAUAAUAUAUCAGUUGCUCGUGAAGACACAGAUAAGUCUGUGAAUUACUGUAGAAUAUUUACAGAAUUAGCUGAGUCAUUCCUUGAAGAAAUGGUUACAUCGCCCAAUGCUGGAUUUGGUAAUCUACAAACACUUGAUUUAUUAUUGAUUUGUGUUGGACAUCAUGAUUUUGAGGUUGCUGAAAUAACAUUCAAUGUAUGGUACCGGCUGUCAGAAAUGCUAUACAAAAGAAAUGAUGAUGCUUUGAAUAGCAUAUUUGAGCCUUAUAUUCAACGAUUAAUUGUUGCCUUAUGUCGGCAUUGCCAACUGGACUCAGAUCAUGAAGGAGUACCAGAAGAAGGUGAUGACUUCAGUGAAUUCCGUCGACGUGUAUCUGAUUUAAUUAAAGAUGUUGUAUUCAUCAUUGGUUCAUCAAAAUGCUUCCAGCAGAUGUUUGAAAACUUAUGUAGCCAGGGAAAUUCUGCAACUUGGGAUUCAUCGGAAGCUUCAUUGUUCAUUAUGGGAGCAGUUGCCAAAAAUAUAGUUCCUGAUGAAAGUAGAAUUGUUCCUCGUGUUGUGGAAGCCAUUUUAAAUUUGCCAGAAGCUUCUCAUGUUGCUGUUAGAUAUACCAGCACUUAUCUGCUGGGGGAACUUUGUGAUUGGAUUGAAAAACAUCCACAUUAUCUAGAUCCAACUUUAAAUUUUUUGUUGUCAUGUCUACAGAAAAAACCUUUAUCAACAGUUGCAGCUACAGCAUUACAAAACAUUUGUGCCACUUGUAAAAAACAAAUGGGCUCACAUUUCAGUGGUUUAUUACAGAUUAUUCAAGCAAUAGACACAAUUUACCUUUCAAAUGAUGCCACAGUUGGUCUUUUGAGAGGAACUGCACUUAUUCUUGGUCAGAUGCCUCAUGACAAAAUCACUGAUGGUUUAAUGGAGCUUUGUAAAACUCAGACAACACCUUUAUCUCAACUAUUAAAGGAAGAUAAAAGUGUUGUAAAAGAAGGAACUAAGACAGAUCCAGCAGUAUGGUUGGACAGAUUGGCUGCUAUUUUUAGGUAUACAACUCCCUCCAUAACUAAUGGCCAAAUGCAUCCAUGUCUGCCUGUAAUUGAAAAAGUGUGGCCUUUGUUGUCUGAAACCUGUGGAAAAUAUCAAGCAGAUGUUCGAAUAAUUGAAAGAUGCUGCCGAUGUAUUCGUUUUGCUGUGAGAUGUGUUGGAAAGCAAUCAGUUUCCUUACUUCAACCUCUUGUGACACAAAUGGUACAAAUUUAUCAAGUCAAUCAACAUUCCUGUUUUCUUUAUUUGGGAAGUGUUCUUGUGGAUGAAUAUGGUUCUGAACCUGGAUGUAUUGCAGGUUUAUUGGAUAUGUUACAGGCAUUUUGUACACCUGCAUUUAGAUUGUUGGAAAGUAAUGAUGGCUUAAGGAACUGUCCAGAUACUGUGGAUGACUUAUUUCGUCUUUGCACAAGAUUCCUGCAGUGGGCACCUGUUCCAUUCCUCCAGUGUCCAACUAUCAAACCAAUUUUACAAUGUGCAAUUCUGGCUACUAAAUUGGACCAUAAAGAUGCAAAUACCUCAGUAGUAAAGUUUUUCCAUGAUUUUAUUAAAGGAGCAAGAUUGCAAGAAGGCAGCAAGCAGGCACAACAGGAUGCUGCCAGUUUCCAUCAAAGACGAGCUCUCACACAAGCCCUCCUGGCAGAGCAGGGACAAAACUUAGUGAAUACUUUAAUGCAUUCUUGUGUAUUUUGUUUGCCAUCAUAUAUGUUAUCAAAUGCUGCAGAUGUAUUCUAUGACUUAGUUCUCUAUGACAAAGAGGCUCUGAAAAUAUGGUUAGAAAAUGCGCUAAGAUUACUUCCCAGUCAAAGUAGUAGUGGUACUGUAACAGCAACACCUGAACAGUUGCUGGAAUUUCAUAAUAAUGUUUUGAAUGCUGAACAUGUGAAAACAGUUCUUAAUCUUAUAAGAGACUUUGCCAGACUCUACAGAUAAUAUUGCUUCAAAGACAUUAUAAACAUCUUGAGUACAUUUUACUAGUCGCUGUAAAAGGUGAUUGACUCAAUUAAAUGCUCAUUUAUUAAUUUAAUUUUGACCCUGAUGACUUUAAAAUUUUUCUAACUGUGGUGAAUGUUAUUACUACAUAACAUUUUAUGAUUUCUUUUUAAAACAAAUGGGUCUUCAUGUCUCCUUGUUAUCUCAGAAAUGAGAAAUUAUUGUGUUUUAUCUCAUGAGCUUAUUCAGUUUUUCAAAGUCUUCCUCAGUGACUAUUAUUUAGAAAAGCACAUUUUAGGAAUUAUUUUAUAGUUAUUUUUCUUUCUGAUAUGCAGUGACCCCACAGAUAAAAUUAAUUUAUAUUUUACACUUGAAUUUGUCAUUCCUUAAUUCUUUGUCAUAGAUUUAUUAAUUACAAUGAAAAAAAAAGUUUAGUUUUUGUUCAGAUUCUGCACAUUGCAUAUGCAGCUUUUCAGAAUCACCACAGUUUCCAUUUUAUUUAGUAUUACUAUGACAGAAAUCACUGUUAAAAAUAUUUUAUGUGAAUAUUUUGUUAUGUUUGAUUCUGAAUUCUUAAAAUGUUUAAGAAAUGUCAAAUGUAUUGUGCUAACAGGUGAUAUAUUUAAUCUGUGAUGUGAAGUUAAGUGUUUUUUUUUCCUCUUAUUUUUUUUAAAUGUUGUAUUGUAAUAUUUUUUUUCUUAAAUUCAAUAUAUAUUUAUGGAAAAACAAAAUUAACUAAUAUGUAGAAAAGUUGCUCCAUUUAACAUUGAUUUUUUUUAUGCAUUUACCAGCUUUAAAAAAUGAUUAUUUUAAAUUUCUGAUUUCAGGUAAAUAUUAUUGUUUAAAUUUUUAAUGUGCUAACAACUAUAUUCAGGGAUUUUUAAUUGUUAUUACUAUGGAUAUAAUUUCUAAAAACUUGCGUUUUUCCAAAAGUGCGAUAUGAGUAUUUUUUUAUUAUUAUUAUUAUUUUUACAUAUGGAAUGUUAAUAAUAUACAAAAAUUUCAUAUCUGUAUUUCUAUUUAUUUCUAAUUUGAUAUAUUAACAAGGAAGAAAAAAGUGAUUGAUAUCUGCAAUUUUGACACAUUUAUGGUUUCCUUAAUCUGACUAUGAAAUUUUAAUACUAAUAAGACUUAAUUAUUUUAAAAUUUAUCUCAUACUUCAGAAACACACUAUGUGAAAUAUUUUUAUAACUGAUAAUUGCUCAAAAAUGAAAUAAAUUUUCAAGUUGACAAUAACUCAUCUUUUAGAGGAUACACUUGAACAUUCUUUUCAAAAUAAAACAUUUGCAUCGAAUUUGGCAUAAAUUUACAUUGCACAUGAUCUUGAUCGUUACCCCUCCAUCCUCCUCUGGUUUUGGCUGCAUAAUUUUUAUCCCUGUUUGUUUACUUUUGUUAGCUAUUUGCUAAUUCAGAUUAUAUUUGAGCAUUUUUAUUCAAUUCAUUUUAGUUAUUGUAAAUGUGGUUAUAAAGUAUGUGGUAUAAAGUUACAAUAGUAAGCCAUAAAACUGAAGGGUUAUAUCUUUGCUACUAUUUAAUAUCUAAUAAUGUCGUUACCACUUAUAUUUCUUUUUUUAAUGAUUUACUUCAAAACAUUUAAAUUUAAAAAUCAUAUAAUUAAGUAUUACAGAGCUUUAUUAACUUUUAAAUAAAUAUUAUAAAGAAUCAAUUCAAAUGAUUAAGUGAUAAUUCUUGGUUCUUAUUUGAUACUGAAAUUGUUAUUAUCCUAUAGUUUUCAGUCAUUUUGAAAUAUAUAUAUAUUCUCUCUGUUGUAUUAUUUUGAGAAAAUAUCAAUUUGGAUGUGCUGUGUAAGAUCAACACUGAGCUUGUUUUGAUAAAUUUUAAGAUCAGUGAGCUAUUUGGAUCCUUGCACAUCUAAAAUUUUCAAAGGAAAUCUAUUUUAAAAUCCCAAAACUUUUAAUGUCUGUUUAAAAAGUAAUAUUCAGAUCAUUAUGCAUUACUUCUAAAAAUACUAUUCCUAAAUUAUAGCAGACAUAGUGUUUCCUGUUAAAUAAUUGCAUUUUUGUAUUGCGAUUUCAGUUUAUUAUUAUUGUUUCACACAUACUAAAAAAAAACUGAAAAGUUCAUGCAAUCCCCCCCCCCCCCAUUUAGCUUUUCCCUAUAAAACAACUUUGGUCGUAACUGCAUUUUCAUAGCUUUAAAUUUUCUUAAAAGAGCAUUUAUUUCACUUUUAAAUUUUUUAUUAAAAUGUUGAAAGGAUAAACAUUUCAAUGAAAUAUGAAUUAUUUAUCAACAUUUUCCUUUAUCCUUGGAUAUUCUCUAGAGAAUUGAUAAUAGAAUCUAACUUCUUUUUAGCAAAGUUUAUAUGUAUAUUUUUGAAUGCAUAGUAUCUAAUAUUUCAAGUGUGCCAAAUGCAUGAAUAUAAACUAGAAAAUUUUGAUUGUUUCAUAUUUGUUUUAAGUGUUUUUAUUUUGCAAUUCUUCUGUUCUUUAAUUUAUAUUUUUAAAGAAAUCGGAAAAUGAAUAAUAAAAAAUAUUAAUAUUAUAAACUAUGUUUAAAUGUUCUUUGUAAGCAUUGUAUAAUUUUGAAUAUACUGUAGAAAAGGAUUGAUAUUUAUCUUACAAUUUUAUCCAAAAUACCAAAAAAGAGCAAUGUUUCCUUAUAAUCUUGUGACUUUUCAAGGAAAACAAUCUUUAUAUUUUUAUAAUUGUAUUUCAGCUUUGAUUUCGAUUUUACAAUAUUGUAAUGUGUUUGGGCAUCAUCUAUUUAUUUACUAAUUUAAUAAUCUAGCAUUAAAAAGUUAAUUGCAUCACAAUACAUUGUCAAGAUGUUUCAUUUAUGCAUUCUAAAGAUAUGGGUAAUUUUAUUUAAAUUUCAUAUUAAUAUUGACAGCAAAUCAUUCAAAUGAAAUUUUUUAAACAAACUAUUUAAAAUCAAUUAGAAGUUGGUUCUGUCAAUGAUUUACUUCUUUUGUCUACAAAUCACUUGCUUAAUCUUGUUCUUAUCCUUUAAGCAUUUCUUAAAAUAUAUAAAUGUGUGUUUUUACACAUGUUUUAUUUCAAGAAAUAUUCUUUUUCUGUUUAAAACUUUCUGUAAAUAUCCUUUGGAGCAUUUUAUAAGCUCUGGCAAUUCUAUUCUCUUGGUUCUACAAUGCUGAGGCAUGUCUUGAAUAAUGUAUAAACUAUUUGUUUCAUAUUCAUGCUACAGCACCCUAGAGAUAGCCAUGUGUUAUUUAUCUUCAUUCUGUCUUGAAAGCUUGGCUUGCUUCACUGAAUCUACUUCAUGCUUGAGUAGUUAAAAAUCUUACAGUGAAACUAGCAGUGAUAUAUGUAUAUAACAGAUCUUUCCCUUAAAAUUUUAAAUGUCAAUUUUCUGUGUGUCUCUAGGUAACUUUUUUUAAUCUUAGUAAAAAAACUGAAACAAAUAUUUUUGUUUACUUUUUUUCCUGAAUGAAUGAUGUGCAAAAGAAGUUAGUGUGCUUUAAAAUUGGAUACGAGAUGCAUACAAGUUUAAUGAAUGUUUGGAACAUAUUUUAACUUCAUUCUUAUGAGAUGAAAAAUAUUCUAAUAAAAAAAAAGAAACUGAUAUUGUACAAAGACUUUUGCCUUGGCUGAUAUACCUGAGGAAGCAAAUGAAAAGAAAUGUUCAUAUUUUUAAUAAUGUUUUCUACGAAUCGAUUAUGGACUAUCAGAUUUGUCUGUCAUUGAUGAAGCAAAUUUUAGUUUAUAUGUGUGUAAUGCUUGUAGUAACAGCAUUCAUAUUCCUUUGUAAAUUAUUUGUUCAAGUCUCAAUAAUGUGUACAUGUUUGUAGGCUUGGAUUGUACAUACAGUAGUUUAACUCUUUAUAUUGUGAUUGUGAUGUUUGUUUGAUGUGCUUUAAAUUUCUUUUUGUUUCUUAUGUAUUUUGAAAUUGUUCUGUUAAUAAAAAAGAAAUGUUUCUAUG